AUUUGGGUACCAAUCUUGGAGGUAAAAACAGGCCAAUAGCCUAUCUAAAUAAAAACACGUGGCAGGCUGUUAAGCCAUAUUGGCAUAUAGAGAAUUGUGGAACCUGGAACUAUAAAAAUUGAGAGAGCGGAGCCUGCGUCGGGGAGAUGAGGAGUACAUAGGUUUGAGGAAAAAUGCAAGGUGUUGCAGGGGUAGUGGGAGGGAAAUCAACAAUAUUAUUUUAUAAUAAAGAUUGUGUCCCAACCAGAAGAUUCACAAAGCCUCAUCUCCACUUGAGCAAAUGUCUCCUCCAAUCUCAGUCUAAAUCUCAAUUUCUAAGGUACAGGAAAUUGAUUCGGCUGAGAUUGACACAAGAUUCCUUUAGAGUUGAAGCGUCCAAUGCAGAUGUUGGAACUGGCAGAUAUGAGGAACAUGAUGAAAAAAAUCCACAGGAGCAAUUUUCUGUGGAUCAAUCCCAGAUUGAUAACGUUUCAAAUUUUGAAAAACAGACUGGGAGAAUGCACUUCAUUCGUUCAGUUUCAGUUGUGAUGGUUAUAGGCAUUGCAGUAGCUGCUGUAGUUACUCUUGUUCGUGGAGGUCCAUCGGCCCUCAUGGCUACAAUUUCAAAAUCAGGCUUUACUGCUGCAUUUUCGUUGAUAAGCGUCUCUGAGAUUGGUGAUAAAACAUUCUUUAUUGCUGCGUUAUUGGCUAUGCAAUAUACAAAAUGGAUGGUUCUUCUUGGAUCUAUGGGAGCAUUAUCAUUAAUGACUGUUAUCUCUGUUGUAAUUGGGAGAAUCUUUCACUCUGUUCCAGAGCAAUUUCAAACUACAUUACCUAUAGGAGAAUAUGCAGCAGUAGCUUUACUUCUGUUCUUCGGAUUGACGUCUAUUAAAAAUGCUUGGGAUCUUCCAUCUCAAUCCCCAAAGAGUGGAGGCAGUGAACAUGAGCUUGGCGAACUUGUUGAAGCAGAGGAGCUGGUGAAGGAAAAGGUUUCAAACAAGCUGACUACACCAGUUGAAAUUAUUUGGAAGUCUUUCAGCCUUGUGUUUUUUGCUGAAUGGGGAGAUCGUUCUAUGUUAGCUACCAUUGCCUUAGGUGCUGCACAAUCUCCUUGGGGUGUUGCAACUGGGGCCAUUGCUGGGCAUGCUGCUGCUACUUCUGUUGCUGUUUUAGGUGGAUCCUUUCUUGCUCAGUAUAUUUCAGAAAAAAUGGUUGGCUACAUAGGUGGUGCUUUGUUCCUUUUAUUUGCUGUGGCAACACUUUUGGGAGCUUUUUAGACAUUUAUAGUAUUAAUUAUGAGCCCCACCUUCUUUCUCUGUGUUCAUCUUCUAAAGGCUAAGUUUCGUCAUGCGACAUCUAAUGUUCCAUUUGUAAAGGCAUACAUAUGGCAAGACAGCUGAGCACAACUUGAAGUGUUUGAUGCUCUAAUGCAGACUGUUUCAAUUGGUUUUUUAAAUAGAAGAGAAAUGGUCUGUGGGAAAAUGCAAACCAACUGAAAAUAUGUUCACCUAUUCAAAAUCUAGAUCAUUCAUUGGUUGUUUUUGCUUGUACAUGGCAUUGAAGUGGAGUAGCAUUACUUUAUUUGACAUCUUACCCCUACUUCUAAGGGUUGUUACGAUUCCAGAGAAUAAUUUUCAUACCUUACAAAUCCCAUUGUGUAUAUCCUAGCUCUAUUUGUAUCAAACUUCGUAAGAGUUGACAGAGAGUUUGGAUGAUGGCAAAAUGGCUGCUGUCAUGUUUCAAAGUUUGCAGAACAAGUCAGAUCCCAAAAGCCUCAUAAUUAACUGUGAACUCAAAGCUUAUGCCUUUUAGUUUUAUUUUGAAUAAAAUCUUUAAAAAAGAGUUUGCAUUGUAAUGUUAAA
Cryptomeria japonica (Japanese cedar) is the source of this 1841-nucleotide messenger RNA. RefSeq names its product protein PAM71-homolog, chloroplastic. NCBI's taxonomy places the organism in Eukaryota, Viridiplantae, Streptophyta, Pinopsida, Cupressales, Cupressaceae. Gene Ontology annotation, cellular component: chloroplast; Golgi apparatus. Gene Ontology annotation, biological process: manganese ion transmembrane transport; calcium ion transmembrane transport; Golgi calcium ion homeostasis. Gene Ontology annotation, molecular function: manganese ion transmembrane transporter activity; calcium ion transmembrane transporter activity. The transcript has 10 exons. The coding region runs from base 174 to 1256 and encodes 360 amino acids. The record is from RefSeq and is a predicted model, not a curated record.